CAUUUGUACCUAGAAGAUGCCCAUGUUGAUGCUGAAAUCUAGUUCUUGUUUUAUUCAUGAAGUAUUAAGUACUGAAUGCACCAACAUGGCCUGCAGAAGGUGAUCAACCAGACAGAUAAAAAACACCCACAAGGCCACCAAACCAGUGAUAUCACUCUGCAACAGAACAAGAAAUGGAGAGAAUUGGAGAUGUAGUCGUGGUGAAUCCGAAGCCAAGCAAAGGCCUGACGUCGAAAGCUAUCGAUUGGAUUGAGGGUUUGAUAGUUAAGUACAUGUAUGACAGUUCUGUGCCUCAUUACUGGCUUUCGGGUAACUUUGCUCCGGUUGAUGAGACUCCUCCUGCUUCUGAUCUUCCUGUUAUUGGCCUCAUUCCGGAGUGUCUGAAUGGUGAGUUUGUCAGGGUUGGUUCAAAUGCAAAAUUCUCCCCUGUUGCUGGCUAUCACUGGUUCGAUGGAGACGGCAUGAUUCAUGGAUUGCGGAUUAAAGAUGGGAAAGCUACUUAUGUCUGUCGCUAUGUGAGGACAGCUCGUCUAAAACAAGAAGAGACUCUUGGCGGAGCUAAAUUUAUGAAGAUUGGAGAUCUGAAGGGACUAUUUGGAUUGCUUAUGCUCAAUAUGCAAAUGCUCAGACGAAAGUUGAACGUACUAGAUAUGUCGUAUGGAUAUGGAACAGCUAACACCGCGAUGAUUUAUCAUCAUGGCAAACUCCUGGCUCUUUCAGAAGUUGAUAAACCUUAUGCCAUUAAAGUGUUGGAAGAUGGAGAUCUGCAAACCCUCGGAUUGGUGGAUUACGACAAGAGGCUGACACACCCUUUCACUGCUCAUCCAAAGAUCGACCCAUAUACUGGUGAAAUGUUUACCUUUGGCUACGCGCACACACCUCCAUUCGUAACGUACAGAGUGAUUUCCAAGGACGGAUUUAUGAACGAUCCGGUGCCAAUCACACUAGCAGACCCUGUAAUGAUGCAUGACUUCGCCAUUACUGAAAACUACGCAAUUAUAAUGGACCUCCCCUUGUACUUUAGACCCAAGGAAAUGGUCAAAGAAAAUAAACUGAUAUUCACCUUCGAUGGAAGUAAAAAGGCCCGAUUUGGUGUCCUUCCGCGGUAUGCAAAAAAUGAGCUGCUGAUUAAAUGGUUUGAGCUCCCAAAUUGCUUCAUAUUUCACAAUGCCAAUGCUUGGGAGGAAGGAGAUGAAGUUGUUCUGAUCACCUGCCGCUCUGAGAAUCCAGACUUAAAUAUGGCUAAUGGAAAAGAGAAGCUCGAGAAAAUCAAAAAUGAACUGUUCGAGAUGAGAUUUAACAUGAAGAGUGGUCUAGCUUCACAGAAAAAGCUCUCAGCAUCUGCUGUCGAUUUUCCUAAAAUAAACGAGAGCUAUACUGGGAGGAAACAACGUUAUGUGUACGGAACUAUACUGGACAACAAUGGGAAGGUUACUGGGAUUGUCAAAUUUGAUUUGCACAUGGAACCAGAGAUGGGAAAGAAAGAGCUGGAAGUUGGAGGAAACGUACAAGGAAUCUUUGAUCUCGGAGUUGGGAGAUACGGUUCAGAGGCUAUCUUUGUCCCUCGCGAGCCAGGCACCACCUCUGAAGAAGAUGAUGGCUACUUGAUCCACUUCUUACAUGAUGAGAACACCGGAAAAUCAGCAGCAAAUAUAAUUGAUGCAAAAACAAUGUCACCUGAUCCUGUGGCAGUUGUUGAAUUACCACACAGAGUUCCAUAUGGGUUCCAUGCCCUUUUUGUUACAGAGGAACAACUUCAAGAACAAGCCAAACUGUAGAAUCACAAAAGCUCGAUGUUUGCAGCAAAUUGUUGCACACAAACGACAGACAGUAUGAGGCCUUUGUGACUUGUAUACUUCAUAGUAUAUAUUCUCAGUGUAAUAACUAUCAUGAGCAAUAUAGAAUAAAAUCAAAUUUGUUUUGUACCUAUCAAACAUACAAUAAUUACAUAUUGUAAAGGCACAAGGACUUCUGUAAUAUAUUUCACUAUGAUAAGUUAGUAAUUACCUCAGUUUUCUUCC
This is a messenger RNA of Daucus carota subsp. sativus, 2021 nucleotides long. Its product is annotated as carotenoid 9,10(9',10')-cleavage dioxygenase. The record is from RefSeq and is a predicted model, not a curated record. Gene Ontology annotation, cellular component: chloroplast stroma. Gene Ontology annotation, biological process: carotene catabolic process. The transcript is spliced from 14 exons. NCBI's taxonomy places the organism in Eukaryota, Viridiplantae, Streptophyta, Magnoliopsida, Apiales, Apiaceae. Gene Ontology annotation, molecular function: carotenoid dioxygenase activity. Bases 174 to 1778 code for a protein of 534 amino acids.